GGUGCUGGAUCAGCACUUCCGGGACUGCGGGAACCUUUACAGCACCGAACGAAGACAGCAAGAAAAAAGGAGAAAAAAGGUCCAAGAUAAAAUAAAAAGCUACCAAACGUCUCAACUCUCCCGUAAGGGGCACUUACGUGAGACCACGUAGCAAAAAGAACAGAAUCGGUCAAACGCAUCUGUCGUCCUUGUGAAAGUCCCUCCCCCCUUCCUGAGAGUCUCCUCUGCCCCACCCUCAUGUGGAGGUCUGCGGUCGGCAUCGUCCCGGCGUGGUUGAAGUGACGGGCGCGGCAGCGGUGGUGGCGGCGGCGGCCCUCGUCCCAUGAUCCUUUGAGCCCGCCUGAGCAGCUGGCGCGGGCACCGUCGUGGUUUCUCUGGGUCCCUUAGUGGCCGGCGCUUGGAGUCAUGGAUCACCCCCGGGAGAAGGAGGGCGAGCGGCCGGUGAGGAGCAGCAAGGUGGCCCAGGGGCGCAGCGGCCACUCGCGGCCGUCCAGCUCCUCCGCCUCCUCCGGCGUCCUCAUGGUGGGGCCCAACUUCCGCGUGGGGAAGAAGAUCGGCUGCGGGAACUUCGGAGAGCUGAAGCUCGGGAAAAAUCUCUACACCAAUGAAUACGUAGCCAUCAAAUUGGAACCAAUCAAGUCAAGGGCACCACAGCUACAUUUGGAGUACCGAUUCUACAAAACACUGGGAAGUACAGCGGAGGGUCUGCCCCAGGUGUUUUACUUCGGGCCCUGUGGAAAGUACAAUGCCAUGGUGCUGGAGCUGCUGGGCCCCAGCCUGGAGGACCUCUUUGACCUGUGUGACCGCACCUUUUCCCUCAAAACCGUCUUAAUGAUCGCCAUUCAGCUGAUCUCCCGGAUGGAGUACGUCCACUCCAAGAACCUCAUCUACAGGGAUGUGAAGCCAGAGAACUUCCUGAUUGGGCGGCAGGGCAACAAGAAGGAGCACGUCAUUCACAUCAUAGACUUUGGCUUGGCCAAGGAGUACAUCGACCCUGAAACCAAAAAACACAUCCCUUACCGGGAGCAUAAGAGUCUGACCGGAACGGCCCGCUACAUGUCCAUCAACACACACCUGGGGAAAGAGCAAAGCCGGCGGGAUGACCUGGAGGCCUUAGGUCACAUGUUUAUGUACUUUCUCCGGGGCAGCCUCCCUUGGCAGGGGUUGAAGGCAGACACCCUGAAAGAGAGAUAUCAGAAGAUCGGGGACACGAAACGCAACACUCCAAUCGAGGUUCUCUGUGAGAGCUUCCCAGAGGAGAUGGCCACCUACCUGCGCUACGUCAGACGGCUGGAUUUCUUUGAGAAGCCGGACUACGAGUACCUGAGGACCCUGUUCACCGAGCUCUUUGAGCGCAAAGGAUACACCUUCGAUUACACCUACGACUGGGUCGGCAGGCAGAUUCCCACGCCGGUGGGGUCCGUUCACGUGGAUUCAGGCGCAUCGGCAAUCACGAGAGAGAGCCACGCCCACAGAGACCGGCCAUCCCAGCACCAGCCAUUACGCAAUCAGACAGCCGCUUCAGACCGCCGAGGAGCAUGGGAAGUGCAGCCCAAUCGGCAGACAAAUUCCUCCUACCUGAGUUCCCACCUGGCAGCGGACAGGCACGGGGGAUCAGUGCAGGUGGUCAGUUCAACCAAUGGGGAGCUGAAUGCGGAUGACCAACUGGCAGUCCACUCCAAUGCACCAAUCACUGCACAGGCAGAGGUGGAAGUGGUGGAUGAGGCCAACUGCGUGAAAAUGCUCAACCUGUGGUGCUGCUGCUUUUUCAAGCGAAAACGGAAGAAGAACACCCCGAGGCACAAGUGAUCCCCCUCCUGCUCCAUCCCGUCUCGUUUGGUUGGGUGUUUUUAAAAAGAGAAAUCUACAAAGGAAAAUGGAAAAAAAGAAUACAAAAAGAAGAAAAUGAAAAAAGAAAUAAACGAAGAGUGCCUGAAAGAUGUUGAGCUGAAUUGGCGCGAGGGGACUUGCUGAUGAGAGGCAUGCACGUUUAGUCUCUAUGGGAGUUGCCCCCAACCCCCCUGUCCACACACACACACGCGCGCGCACACACGCACACACACGCCAUUUUUUCUCCCUUCAGUGCGUUGGAGCAGGUUAAGGGCUUAAUGGGCAUGACCCUCCAGCAGGGAUGUAGAGGAGACCAGAGGCCCCCUGGGGCGACAGUGCACCUGAUGACCUGCUUUUCCGUUACCACUCCCCACCCACCCCUGCUCUCCGCGGGGUGCGGCCUUUUUUAUUUAUUUAUUUUUUGUUGCUCCAGUGGGAGUGGAUGUGGAAGUGAAGAGCCAGGCCCUUCUUCACACCCCCCAUGUGCACAGCAGUAGGGUCAGGGGCUGUUGUAAUGUUCAGACCAUGCUGGGCACGGAGCUCACAGGAGUGCUAUACAUUCCCAUAUUUGUUGGUUUUUCUCCACCUAUGUCCUGUUUAUUGAUUGUACUGGACCGUGCUCUUGAGCAGUGGUCAGACGGUGAUGGAGCAGUGGUGGUCAAUCGGUAGUCUAACAGUGGCCCUUGCUUUCAGGUGUAACGUACUCUCAAACGGUCUCUCUGAAUAUCAGGCAUUAAAUACAGCAUCUUAUGCGAUAUUGCCACCCGGUGUGUUGCGGGUGUGUUUGUAAGAUUUCAGUCCGUAUAUAAAAUGUUGGUGAAGGCAGCGGAGGACUUUCCUCUGGGCUGGGAGAGUUCUUUAGUGGUGUGCUGAUCCUGUGAAAUAUUUGGAAUUGUUGGUUGUGGCUGCUCUGUCAUGCCUCUAUCUCCACUCUGCUUCAGUGUGCACUCUGUCUGCAGUAGACAGCGGCUUCUCUCUAAACGCAAAAAUGUCAUCACCCAGAAUGUAAGAAUAGGAGCUUACCCUUGUUCUCCCAUUUGAUUGUGCAGUGGUCACUCCCGCCAGUGUUUUUGUGGGUGAGGGGAAAGCUCGGGGGCGGUGUGGUCACGCACAGCAUCACCAGUGGACAGCCUGGGGCCACUCUUGCUAGCUGAGAGCCAAAAGAAAACUGCAGUAUGGUAGUACGUCAGGCCACCAUAUUCUGACGAACACCGUUUAAAGCUGCUUGUUUGAAAGCAUUCUCAAUAUUCCACCACUACACUAUUUCAAAUCAUUCCAACUGCUUGCUGCUUCUAAGCCUUUUUUUGUGGUAAAAUGGGCGUGUCUUAUUUGAGCCUUCAUGACUGUCACUCUUAUUGCUCAAGUGUAAAACAUUUCCUGACAAUCUCAUUUCAGAGGAAAUACCAGUACCUAAUGAAUGCCUGCUCCAGCUGAAAUAAAUGCAUUUGUGCACUCUUCAGCAUUCCUUGGAAACUGAAGAUUGUGGUUUGUCAGUGCUAUAGUCAGGAUAGGUGGGAUUGUAACCAUGUGGGCAUGAGCGGAGAUGCUUCUCCUAGUGACUACUUGUGCUGUUCUCCGGUGUUUUCGCUCGCUGUAAAAUUUGGGUGGACUUAACUGAGAGAGAGUUAUUUCCUUAUCUGAAUGGUCAUAUUUAGAUGGUUGUAUAUUAAGAUCUUUCCUCAAACUGAUGCUUUAUGCUUUCCAGGUGAAAAUGAAAAGAAAUUAAGAAAAAGUGGAAUUAUUUACUCCUCAAAAUCACUUUGGAAAUAGCCUGCAAUGUAGAAUGUUGAUAGAAUGUAGAAGCAGACCUUGAGAGGAUUCACUUUGUGCAGCUGGCCUUUUAAAGUCUCUUUAACUGGGGAUGGGGGGAAUGAUUUCAUUUCCUUUCUGCGAUUCCAGUACUGCCUUCUCACUCCAGUAAUGAAGUAUUCUGAUUUGAAGCACGGCGAGCUUUUAGGUUAUCUGUCUCACGUACUGCCCUACAUAGCAUUGUAAAUGUCCUGGCCUGGGCGCUGAUUGUUAGAUUUUGUUGCGUACAGUUCUACUGUCUUGUUCCAUCAAACACUGCGUGCCCCAGAGAACUGUGCUGCAAUCCAGAGACAGUGACCAAACUCCAGGCCUGGAUCUGAGGAUACUGGAGAGCGGACAGACUCUGAUCAGGACCAUGAGUGCACUCUUAAUACACUGGCACCGGCUGCCCCUGCAAUCUCUACUGUUCAAUGCCUUAACCAGUUCACCACUCAGCAGAGCCGGCCAGGGCAGCUGUCUGGGCCCUGUGGCGAGACGCCAUCUUGUUCCUUUGCGACUCUUUCUCUGUAGGAACCUGGAAAUGUUGCAUCCUGGUUCAGAGCAGCAACCCAGACUGUGGGAGAGGGUUUCCCCCAAAAUGAGAUGUCCACAUUUUCCACUCUUCACAAAAUGUCCAUUAAUGCCAACUAUACCAAAUUCAGUCUUCUGUCAGAACUCAAGGCACUGAGCGAUGAGAAAUGGACUCCUGGCUUCUGUUUAGUUUUUUUUUUUUUUUUUUCUUCCCCCCCGCAAUUCCCCUUUUUUUAUUUUCAAAUGAACUUUUGACAUGCAAUGUGUGCCCCCUUAAACAGAGCUGCCAUGCUGAAAAUGGGAAUGUCACAAAGCUGGGAUUGCUUGGUCUCCUUUGACAAGGAUGUCCGCAGGAUUCACCAAAAGUGACUGUGUUCACUCUGGCAAGGAGCGCGAGGGAAGAAAGCAGGCGGAGGUUCUCUGGGAAAAGUGUGUUUUCUUUUUUAAUAUUCCUGUUGUUUGUUCCUCUCAGAUGUAGCAGAGGAUUUGCUUUGAAUGAAUGCAAAAGUCGUAAUUGUAAGUAGUGACGAUGUUGCCUUGCUUUUUUCUGUUGACACCUGUUCGCAGCAUUAAUUCCAUAGGGUUUUCAUAAUUUUUUUUAUUUUUUAUUGUAUUUCAUUUCAUAAUAUAUACUAAAUGUGAACUGAAAAUGUAUGAUAUACUGUAAUCUUUUUAAUCCAAAUGGCCAUGCUUUUCUGGGGAAGAGUGAAACCACAGCUGGUGACUUUGACUGCACUACAUUUCCCUUGUUGUUUACCUGAGGUGAGAUCCCCAGUCCUGUACUGUACUGUUGAGCUUGUGACAAAUUACAUGAUUUCAUCUGUGUUGUAAUAGCAAAGUAAAAUAUAAACAGAAGCCUAAUGGACAAGGUUAUUUCCUAGUAUUUAUGAAAUAUUAUCAGUUUACCAAAAUUCUUCCUUUUUAUUACUCCCUUCAUAAUUCUCAAAUGUAUAUAAAUAUAUUUAUACACAGACCUACAUACAUACAUAGUGUAUGUGUGUGUGUGUUUGUGUGCGCCUGCGUGUGUGUGUUUGUGUGUGUGCGCGUGCGUGUGCAUGUGUGUGUUUGUAAUUAAAGCUGAAUCCAUGAAAUAAAACACUAGUCUAUGAAAUUCACCUCCUGGUGGGGUGCUGGAAUUGGUGUCUUAUAUAGACAUGCUUGUCUUAUUACAACACCAUUGGCUGCCACCAAGGGCUCAAGAUGACUUCAUACAAACAUCUUUGUACAACAGGACUGUAUAUUUCUGUGCUCAAGUCUGUAUACCCCCCCCCCCCCUUAAUUGCCCUCCCCCCUUAAUUUUGUGAUGUAUUUCUGUUGCUCUGCAGUCUAAAUUAAUGUCAAAUGUACUUGAAUAUGGGAAAAAAGAAAAACAUGGGAGUUGAUUUUUAUUUUUUAGGUCCUCUAAUCACUCAUAGCAAACAGAUCAUAUUUUAUGUAAAUGGUUAGCUUCUUGAGCAAGUGUGGUAUUUUACUGCUAAAAUAAUGCAUCAUGUGCCUCUUGACUAUAUUCUGGAUGCGUUGCGGAGUCUUUUCUGUGACGCUUUCCGCCCCAGAUGUCUACCUGGGAUCUGUUGAAAUGCCACUAAUUCUAGCUGCAGCCAUUUUGUAUUUAAACAAGAAAAAUGAAAUGGUGAAUGCUGAUCCAAGGUCUGUGCUUUUAAGUUUUAAGGGUGAUAUAUGGGCCUCCUUUGCUGGCUGCUGUCAGGUUUGGAUGUUUUGGCUGGUUGAUAUGAAUUCCCCUUUCACUGGGGGAUGCUCUGUCUGUUUUGUUCUCUGAGCAGCUUUCCAUUCUCCAGUCCCAGUCUCGCCUCUGAGAACAUCUGGGCUUUUCUGAGUAACUGUGCACUUGAGUUUUCUUUAUGCUGUUCAGUUUGUUUUCAGAACUGAGGUGUUCUCUCAGAUGUAUGGCAACAGGAAUUAGAUAGGCUAUUCCCCCUCUGACUUUAUUCUAGUGAUCUCUUGAUUUUUUUUGAUUUUUUUUAAGCUCUGCCAGAAUUCUAGUUUUCUGUAGGUGGCGCUAUGUCAUUGGUCAAAGGUUCUGAUCAGACUUUGCAGGGAGAACAGGGACACCUGCUGGACAGUCUCCCCAGCAGUAGAAUGUUAUUUAACCCACAUGGGGCACUGCACUGAAACGCUCGCACCGGUUUGUAUUGGCCUGGGAGAGUGAACUGACUACUACGAACCCUUUCUUUCUCUUCUGACUGCUCUCCCUGAUGCCAGCCCAUCGACUGCUGGGUCUUUUUACCAGUGAAUAUUGGAAAGAUAAAGCAGACAUUUUCAUAGUUGCUCUCCUUUAAGAUGGUGCCAUGUUGUCCACCCGUUAUAGCUUGCAUUGUGUGAAGUUGAAAAGUGUAAGAGGCUGCCUUGUGAAGUUAACAGAAUGGGCCAAAGAUGCUUUUCUAGUUAGGAGGGAGCAUCCAGUAAGGAAGUUGUAAGAUCAUUCUUGUUGGAAGCUGAUCACAUUUUCCUCUUCAGCCAAAAUGUAUCCUGUUCAGAGUGUGCGAGCUUUCCUUCUGGUUUUCACUGAGAUCGCUGUUCUAUUUUGGCUCUUCUUGACUGAUAUGUGCUCUUUCCUUUAAGUUGACAGGCCUGAUGUGAAGUCUCUUGGGAAAAUGAGAAAAUCACUUGCAUUCGUUUUUGACUUGCUUCCCUUACUUUUUGCGAAUAAUAAAAAUGGGCAUUUUCUGGUUUUCUUUUUUUUAUUUUUUUAUUUUUUUACUUUUAACAGAAGUACGUUUCAUUUAAUUCAAUCAUUUUUGUUUUUAUUAUGACAGCAUCGCAAAUAAAUGAAUAAACAAUAUUGUACCUUUAAACAAAAUUAGCAAAUACAUUUUUAAAAAGAUUGCACAAGUGCUCCAAGAAGGAAUUCCAUUUUCAUGGGCUGUCCUGUCUCCAUUGAUUGCAUCUGCAUGGCAAUAUGGACCCGGAAGUGGUUGGUUUCGUAAGCAAGGCUUUCUUGUAGUCAAUUGUGAGCAUGUGGCUGUCACACUGGUAUUACCUUUAGCCAUAAUUGUACUUUAAUUACUUUCUGAACACUUUUUAAAAUCUAAUCUGAAUUUUACACAAGCUCGCUUUCAGAUUAAAGUUUAUUUCCAGAGCACACGUUUCUCUUUCAACAUCAUUCCAAGACACUUUGCCUCUCGAUGAGUGUCAUUUGUUUAUAAAUGGCUGAUCUCGCCAGUUCAUCAUCUGUUUUUCCAUGCAUGUGUCAAAAUGGCGUGCAAAACCUCAACAAUUCAUCUGCAGAGAGAGAGAAAGCUGAUAGAGCAUAAUUUAUGUUGUCUUUGGUUCUUUGGCACUUUUUAAGUCGCUAUACUGUAGAUUUGUCUCAGUUUCAGAUGGGGAGAGGGUGGGUAACAAACAUGACUGCAAUAUAUAAUUAUUUCCAAUUGUAAAAUUGUACAAAGUUCACCAUUGUUUUUAUGUUAGUUGGAUUCUGUAAGACCAGCCUGAUUUUUUUUUUCUUCAAAACUGUGGAAAUCAGACAUGUACAGUGCAAGAGUCUAUUUUUCCUCUUGUCCAGGCAGUGGUUUCAAAGCAAUGGUUAAGAGUCGAGUCUUAAAAACUGUAUUAUGAAUAUUGUGUUGAAAUGAAUGUCACUUCAAAAAUGUAUUUGAAUGGUUUAUCCUGGUUAAGGGCUUCAAUCCUGAAGGACCCAUUUUGGUUUUCUGAUUUUGAUUUUUUUUAUUUUAUUAUUAUAAUUAUUAUUCUUUGUAUUAUUUUUUAAGUUACAGAAAGAUAAAGGUCCUGAUUCUCUUAAAUGCCUAUUUUCCUGAGGCUUCACGUGAAAAUGUGUCCACGUGACCUUUAAAAAUUUCACUUUUUACUCCCUCCACACUUAAAGGGAAACUCAAGUUUGCACCCUUUUUUAUGUAAAAUAAAAAAUCUCUCUUAACCUUU
Anguilla anguilla (European eel) is the source of this 8049-nucleotide messenger RNA. It is a transcript of the gene csnk1g1, whose product is annotated as casein kinase 1, gamma 1. Bases 406 to 1809 code for a protein of 467 amino acids. NCBI's taxonomy places the organism in Eukaryota, Metazoa, Chordata, Actinopteri, Anguilliformes, Anguillidae. The record is from RefSeq and is a predicted model, not a curated record. Gene Ontology annotation, cellular component: plasma membrane; nucleus; cytoplasm. Gene Ontology annotation, biological process: positive regulation of canonical Wnt signaling pathway; endocytosis; signal transduction. The transcript is spliced from 14 exons. Gene Ontology annotation, molecular function: ATP binding; protein serine/threonine kinase activity.